Messenger RNA from Thamnophis elegans (Western terrestrial garter snake), 3719 nucleotides. It is a transcript of the gene PWWP3A, whose product is annotated as PWWP domain containing 3A, DNA repair factor. NCBI's taxonomy places the organism in Eukaryota, Metazoa, Chordata, Lepidosauria, Squamata, Natricidae. The record is from RefSeq and is a predicted model, not a curated record. Bases 144 to 2309 code for a protein of 721 amino acids. The transcript is spliced from 14 exons.
GGGGGGGCGGGGCGGAUGAGGAAAGGGCGGAGCUAUGCGUUGCAGUUUUCAAAUGCGACCGAGAAGGAGAAGGACGAAGCUUUGGGUGUGGAUGUCUCUGCUAGCAAGCCUUUAACCUGGAUCCCCAGCUGACAUCCAUCAAGAUGAUGAGUGAAGGAGAAUAUGUCUUUUGCAAGUGGAAAAAGCGACUGUGGCCAGCACAGAUCUUGUCUAGAAGUCAGAGUUCCAGAGGGCGUUUGGUUCCUGAGGAGCUCGGUUUCAUUCGGCUCAAAAUUAUUGCUGAAAAUAAACAGGUUACCAUGCGUGAUGAACAUAUUGUGCCUCUGACAAUACAAAGCAUUGAAGAUAUCGCAGAUCAAUUGGGUCCGAGCAGUGAAGCCCAGAAGGUGGUAGAAGAAUUAACUUAUCGCCGAGCCUUGCGGGAGUUGCUGGAGAUCAUGAAGAAACAGGCAACCCCUAAAAGUCCUGACUCUUUUAGGCGAAGGAGUAAAGAGGCAUCAACUGGGAAAGGACACCAAGAGCAAUCCUCAAUGCCUCAGCAACCCCUUUCUCCCCGAAGAAGCCCCCGUGGGACAGGCAGGGCCUUUCCAGAUUCUCCAGCCAGAUCACUGAGACCUUUGGAGACCAGAACCAAUAACCCGCCUACCUGCAAACCUCCUUCCUCUGCAUCGGGGAAGCUUCCAGGUGUCAGGAAGCCAGCACGUAAGGCUGGCAAAGUUUUGAAAGCCUCGAAGCCAAACAUCGCACAUCGUCCUGCAGCACCACCCCAACUCUCCCAGAGGUCUCCCCUGGCCUCCAAGGGGCAUCGGCAAGCUGGCGGUCCAUUUGGAAGGAACCGGCCGGUGAGAACUAGCACCCCGGACUCUACUUCGCGCAAGCGCUGCCCCAGGUUCCCGCCAGCAAAGGGAAGAGACGAGGCCGCCUCAAACCUGCGGAGGAGUUUGCUGGGACCCACCCUCAAAGGGUUUUCGUCCCUGGCAACAAGCGCUCUCCCGGCCAAGCCAGCGGGACGGAAACGGAAGAAGUGGCAGCCUCCCUCUAGGGGCAGCAGGCGCUCCCUGCGCUUGGAAGCCGCUUGCUCAAAGCAGGUCCCGGCCACUCAGGAACCCCCCCUGGAAAAGUCACAAUGCCCGAGUGGGGGAGAGCCCAGAGAGCGCAGGGAAUCUUCUCUGGACUGUUCUCCUGGGGAACUGAAAAAAGAGCCUGCUCCGUAUACAGUUCGAGAAGGCUUGUUUCCAGAAUUUGUGGAUAAGGAAGCAGAUCAGGCAUCUGAUCUUUCACUGCAGCUGAGUCCCGUAAGGAAUGUGAGUCCCAGCCCAGAGUCAAAGGAUGAAGAGGAAGAGGAGGAAUUACCCAGCAUUUUCUUACAUCAAGAGCCUUGUGGUUUUGAAGUUGGGUUGAUGGUUUGGUGCAAGCUCCCAAGAUAUCCCUACUGGCCAGCUGUGGUGAAAAAGGUACAUCGGAAAGCUAAGAAAGCCAAUGUCGUCCUUAUAGAGAAAUGCAUGGAUGCCAUGAAAACUAAGGGGUUCUCUACUUCCUUCAAAAACCUAAAACACUUUGACUGCAAAGAGAAACAGACGCUGAUAGAGAAAGCCAGGGAGAACUAUAGCCACGAACUCAACUGGUGCAUCAGCUUGAUUGCGGAUUACAGAAUUAGAGUAGGUUGUCAUUCUUUUGUGGGGUCCUUCCUGGAAUACUAUGUUGAUGAUAUGAGCUCUCCGGUCCGAAAAGAAUCCUUCCAUACUUUAUCCCAGAUGAGCUGCCCUCAAGUGGAGGUGUUGGACAGCAGCGGGGAACUUCUUGCUGAGAUAAACCCCCCAAAGCAGGUGAAGAAAAUCCUUCCUGACCGGACGCGAGCUGCCCGAGACCGAGCCAACAAGCAGAUUGUGGAGUUCAUCGUAAAAGCCAAAGGCGCUGACGAGCACCUUCGCUCCAUCCUGAAGAGCCAGAAACAGUCACGCUGGCUGAGUAAAUCCCUCAAAACACCCCGGUAUUUGAUCCUGGAGACCUACUUGGAGGAUGAUUAUCAACAGGACCUUGUGCUCAAUUACUUAAAGGAAGUUUAUCGGGAAGUUGGAGCCAAGAAACUGCCGGUUAAAAAUAGAGACAUGGCCAAAUUUGUCCUCGAAGUACUUUUUCCAGAAGCCAUCAUUUAUGCAAUUUCUGCUGUGCAUCAGAUAGACUACAAGACAGCAGAAGAAAAAUACAUCAACGGACCUCCAGUGAGCAAAAGGGAAAGAGAAGAAUUUGAAAAAGAAAUCCAAGAGGAGAAGCAAAAUUUUGCCAAGAAACCGAGAAGCCAUCCGUAGAAAAUAAACUCUGAAGCUCUUUAUCCAUCCAUUUAUGUACUGGGUACUUGUAAGGGAGAUUAAAUUCCGUGGUUUUGUACAUAAUAUUAAAUUUAUUUUUUUAUAUAUAUAUAUAUGGAUGUAUAUGAAAGAGAUAUCUAUCAAAUAGGAAAAAUAGGUAUGCCUGCUGUUUCCUCUGUACAAGAAAAUGAAUUGUGUUUGGUCUGUCGCAACAAAUCUCAGCCGCAUAAGAAGCCGCCUCCAGUUUAAAACACAUUUUUAAAAUUACAUUAAUAAGUAUCAGCUCCUGAUAGGCUUGAUUGUGAUUUGAGCCCACCGUUGACUUUGGACAACGUUUGAAAUGCGAAGCAACAUGCAUUUAUGUGUUGCAAACUCUUCUCCCUAACUGUUCUUCAGUUAUCAUGGGUGGCUGAGAUUCAUUCCGUCUGCGCUGAAGCUCAGUUGUAGGGCCGGGCACACUUCCAGAUUCAAUUCAGACUGUGGGCGAGGGCAGCUGCUCUCUACUACUCAUUAAAGCCGCUGCACCCUUUUUUUAAAGCCGCUUACACACGUCUGAAAAAGAUAGGUUUCCUUUUUAUGAGUUGGUUCAUUAAACCAGCCGCCACUUAAUGCAGCUUUUAAAGAUGCCAGAUGUUUCAGGCUUGCCUAGAAGCCAGAGGGGGGAAAUGGGUUGCUUCAAUGAGCAGCGGGAAACUGCUCCAUUCAACAACUUCUGAAGCCCUUCCGGUUCGUUUUUGAAGCAUGGCGAUAGCAACAUAGGAAAUGUUUUCCAUUCAAACUUUUUUGAGCCUAGAACGCUCAAUUUUAUGAAAAGCCCGUUUUGAGCGCAGAAUCGCUGUUUCGGUCUUAGAGAACUUUGUUCUGAUAAUUUUCUGACCACAGGAAAAUCUCAUUUCAAGCUUGGAGUAUUGAGUAAUGGCUUUUUUUCUGAUUUUAUAUAUGUUUGGCAUAAUUCCUAAUUGUGAAUUGUGCAUUUUAAAAAUGCAAUAUCGUUUAAAGCAGGCUUGGGGAACACGGGCACUUUUAUGACGUAUGGAACUUCGACUCCAAGAAUACCUGAGCCAAUUUGCACAGCUCAGGAAUUAUGGGAGUUGAAGUUCCACACGUCAUAAAACUGCCCAGAGCUCCCCAGCGCUGCUUUAAACAAUAUUGUUGUCUAAAAUCAACUGCUUUUCAUUUUUAUAAAUCCGCUUACAUCAUCAACCAGGACAUUCUGCAAUACCACACUUAUCCUACCACUCAGUGUUUUGUAAUUCUGGAUCAAUUUUUGUGGGAGGGGAUGAAGACAAACGCAGAUAACAUUCAAUAAUCUCCCAUUUUUAUUGAUUGUACUGACAUUCCUUAUGACAUCCCACUCUGCGACUUUCGUGUUUUGUAAUUUUGGAAAAAAAUAAAUAAUAAUAAUAAUAA